This is a messenger RNA of Marmota monax (woodchuck), 1937 nucleotides long. RefSeq names its product beta-defensin 103A-like. The record is from RefSeq and is a predicted model, not a curated record. The transcript is spliced from 2 exons. Gene Ontology annotation, cellular component: extracellular region. Gene Ontology annotation, biological process: cell chemotaxis; defense response to bacterium. Lineage: Eukaryota; Metazoa; Chordata; Mammalia; Rodentia; Sciuridae. Gene Ontology annotation, molecular function: chemoattractant activity; CCR6 chemokine receptor binding; oxidoreductase activity, acting on a sulfur group of donors, NAD(P) as acceptor. Bases 167 to 445 code for a protein of 92 amino acids.
CCAGGCCCCUGAGCCUGGAGGACAGCAGCUGUCCCCAUGUCCAUAGCAAGCUUAUCAGGCUGGUACCAGCUCCUGGGUGAGUGGGUGUGACCUGUGCAGAGAGAGAGAUGACACAUCGGGAAGUACGUCAUCUUGUCAUCACUGUGACAUUACAAGAAUUGCAGCCAUGGCUCACCUCUUUAUAAACGUGAACCCGUGCACCUUUCAGUCCAGCCUCAGCCUGCUGCGAAGCCGGUCAGCCAUGCGGAUCCUGUACCUGCUGGGCGUGUUGCUCCUCUUGUUCCUGAUGCCCGUUCCAGGUCACAGCGGGAUCAUCAGCGCAGUACAGAGGUACUAUUGCAGAAUACGGGGUGGCCGGUGCGCCGUGCUGGGCUGCCUCCCCAAGGAGGAGCAGAUAGGCCGCUGCUCUCUCCGGGGUCGGAAAUGCUGCCGCAAAAAGAAAUAGGGAUCAGACGUGAGGAGAAUGUUGGGGCGAUCCCUCCUUCAAGUUUAUAAAGCUAAAACCAAAUUUAAAUUUUUUUUCAAAAAUUUAGAAGCUUGAUUUUUUUUUUUAAACACUCUGGUUUUGUGGAAGUUGAUACCAAGCAGGCAACUGAGAGAGGCUAAUGACACCUUCCAUUAAAUACAUCAGCUUCUGCACCGUGUUUGAUUUUCGUGGGUUUUGGAACUCGGCAACACUGGACUCUUUCUGGAACAUUCCUUUGCUCCCUCAUCCUCCAUACUCCUGGGCUUUACCGUCCUUCUUCCCAGGACUUCAUCUCUCUGAAGCCACCUCUAAAACCUUAAUGCAUCCCUCAGGCACCAAUCCAAAUCCUUCCAGAAAGUUUCUCCUCAGAGACGGGGACCCUGAGCCUCCUUUAGUAUACCCUUUGCUUUCCUGCUGCCCAGGCCUCUGAGCUGUUGGCCUCAGAACUGGCAUCAGCUCACUGCUCCCACCUGUCUCCAAACGCUAGCCGCCCGUGUCUGUCUCCUCCCACCUGCUGCACCCCGGGCUCUGACGUGAGUGCUGCCUCUGAAGGUGACUCAGUGUCUCCCCCUGUCCAUUUGCACACUGUGGGUUCCCACGCGGGUGGUAGGACUGUUGGUAAAGCGCCCUGAGCAUGGAGGCUGCUCGGCCAGCACUGGCUGGACCAACGUCCAUUCAUGAGCUUUGGAUCAUCCACUGUUUAAGGAUCCAGCAUCUGGAGUGAUGAUCUGUCCUCCCUGACCCCAGUCCCCCAGGCUAAGCACUAUGGUGGAACAGCAAGACUACUGGGCUCUCAGGGAUAGGGGAAUGAAGACCCCUGGAGCAGCCCACACCCCACCCACCAUCCAUCCAGGAAGCAUUGCUGAGUGCCCUCCAACAGUCCACAAGAAGGGGCCAGACAGAAGGUGAGGACAGGCACCAUCCAGUGGGGGACGUGACUGCAGGCAGAAGGAAGCAAGAGGAGCUUAUGACUGGCCGACCUGCUACUGGGCAGGGCCUGCAGGUGCCAGGAGGGGCCUCACCCUGCCCAGCAGUGCAGCCGGGUGGAGACUGAGGUCAUAACUAUGGGCACAAGACCCCUUCUGCAGGGCAGAACUUCCUCACAGGUGCUGUUGGGGAAGGGGGCUUCAGUCAGCCACAGGAAAGCAGAAACACCCAAGGUUUUAGAUGAAGUCCAGGCACACACAGGGCUGGAGGCACACACAGGACUGGAGGCACACAGGCUCCCACUAGCACCGGCCUCCAGUCUCCCCUGAGGGAUGCCAUCAGCUGCGUGGAGCUCUCCAGGGAGCCUCUGCAGCUGCUCUAACCCGGAGCUUCUAGAGAUGAAAAUAAACAUCUGAAUUAAAAUAUACUGAGCUGGACAAAUGGUGUGUGACGGUAAGGAUCAGUAAGCCAGCAUCUGUUUUAGCACCAACAAAUGAGAAAGUGAAGCAGAGUGAGAGUAAAAGGAGAGACUGGGAAAACCUUA